Dictyostelium purpureum is the source of this 1365-nucleotide messenger RNA. RefSeq lists its product as uncharacterized. Gene Ontology annotation, molecular function: alpha-(1->3)-fucosyltransferase activity. The record is from RefSeq and is a predicted model, not a curated record. Lineage: Eukaryota; Evosea; Eumycetozoa; Dictyosteliales; Dictyosteliaceae. Gene Ontology annotation, cellular component: membrane. The coding region runs from base 1 to 1365 and encodes 454 amino acids. The transcript has a single exon.
AUGAAUAAAGGAAUAUUUAAAAUUACUUUUUUCUUUAUAUUUUUUUUAUUUUUUUCUUUUUCAUUAGUUUUAGUAGUAAAUUUAAAUAAAAAAGAAAAUAAAACUUUCAAUAAUAUCAAACCCAAUUAUAUUAGAAAUAAUGAUUCAUUUAUAAGUAAUGAUAAUCAAAUACAAAAUGAAGAAUUUGAUAAUAGUUUAAAAAAAUAUCCCUUUCAAAAUAUAGAUAAAGAGACUAGAUUCAAAAGUAAAUUUUUUAAAUUAAAGACAUCAAUGUAUAAUAGAUUCCCAGAGUUUGGUAAAGAGAUAAACUAUUGCAAUGAUUUGGAUGGAAUUCAAACCCCAAUAACUUUUUUAAAACUAUACCCAUCACAAAAUAUAUUAUUAGAGAUAUAUUUUAAUCAUUAUUUUGAUUUUCCAGCAGAGUUAAUCCCAGAACCACCAAACCCAAACAUACCAAGGGUAUUGCAUUCAUUAGAACCCCCAUCUUUAAGAAUAUGCACAGAGAAUGAAAAAUGUAUUUCAAAAUUUAAUUGGUCAGUUUCAUAUGAAAGAAUAGCAGAUAUUAGAGUAAACCACUGCGAUGAUAAAGAAAUUUUCCAAAUUUUACCCUAUGAAUUAGAUAAAUUUGUUAUGAAUAAUAAAACACAGUAUAUCAAAUCUACACUAUUAAAAACAAAUGGUAAAAAUAAUAACAACAAUAGUGCCAACAAUUUUAAUUAUAAUAGCAAUAUUUAUAGUUACUCUUUAGCAAGUUGGUUUUGCAGUAAAUGCGAUGCCCCAUCAUCAUCCAAUAGACUAGAGUAUAUUAAAGAAAUGAUGAAAUAUAUAAAAAUAGACUCUUAUGGAUCAUGUUUAAAUAAUAUACCAGUUACAAAUAUAACAAGUAGGUUAAAAGAAGAUGCUAUGGAUGUUAAACAGUCAUUAAUGGGAAAAUAUAAAUUUUAUUUGGCUUUUGAAAAUAGUAAUUGUAUUGAUUAUACUACCGAAAAACCCCUACAUGCAUUAAAGUCUGGAUCUGUCCCUAUUAUAAUGGCCCACCCACAGACACAAAAGUAUUUACCAGAAGGAUCCUAUAUAUAUGCUGGUGAUUUUUCUUCUGCCAAAGAAUUAUCGGAUUAUUUAAUCUAUUUAGACCAAAACGAUGAUGAAUAUUUGAAAUAUUUCCAUUGGAGAUUUAACCAAGUAGUAAUUGAAAAAUGGAUAAACAUUAAUGGGUACCCAUACAGAGCCAAUUCAAGAACAUGGAUUUGUUCUUUAUUUCAGCACUAUCAAAAAUGGGAAAGAGGCUUGGUACCAAACAAAACUCUAUAUGUAACCCCUUAUGACGAACUGUGUUUACCACCAAACUUUAUAAAAAUUAAAUAA